AUGGAAGACCCUAAUCUUCAUCUGUCAGUGUUCUUGCAAUACACAGACAUUGUAAAAGAAAAUGGUGUCAGUUCGGAAGCUAUCCGACUACGCAUUUUUCCUUUUUCACUGAGGGAUAGAGCUAGAGCUUGGCUCCAGUCUUUACCCGCAAAUUCUGUCACUACUUGGAAUGAACUUAAGAAAGUCUUCCUGGCACGAUAUUUUUCACCUAGUAAAACCGCCAUGCUAAGAGCCCAGAUCAAUGGGUUUAGACAAAAAGACAACGAGUCCUUAUUCGAAGCGUGGGAGAGAUACAAGGACAUGCUGAGACUCUGUCCACAUCACGGAUUAGAAGAAUGGUUAGUUAUCCAUACCUUCUACAAUGGUCUCCUCUACAACACGAGACUUACAAUUGACGCCGCCGCAGGUGGCGCACUGAUGGACAAAGAAUAUGCCGAUGCCUACGCACUUAUCGAAAGUAUGGCUCAAAACCAUUAUCAAUGGGGAAGCGAGAGAGCCCCGUCAGAGAGAAUUUCUGGAGAGAAAUCUUCAGCGAAGAGUGGUAUGUACGAGAUAAGUAGCCUCGACCGCGUUAACGCCAAAGUCGAUGCCCUAACUCAGAAGAUCGAGAACCUGACUGUAGCACCUGUAGCCGCCGUGGCUACUGUUUCCCCAAAUUGCGAAAUAUGCGGGAUGCCUGGACAUGCUGCCCCCGAGUGCCAUCUUUUGGCAGGAGUUUCCCCCGAACCAGUAAACUAUGCUCAAGGAAACCCUUACUCAAACACAUAUAACCCAGGAUGGAAAAAUCACCCUAACUUCUCGUAUAAGAACAAUAGUGCCUUAUAUGCACCUGGCCAAGCACCUAGUAUACCUCCUGGAUAUCAAAAGGCACCCUUCGCUGCUCCUAACACCCCUAGGAAGUCUAACCUAGAAUUAAUGAUGUAA
This is a messenger RNA of Vicia villosa (hairy vetch), 924 nucleotides long. RefSeq lists its product as uncharacterized. The coding region runs from base 1 to 924 and encodes 307 amino acids. The transcript has a single exon. The record is from RefSeq and is a predicted model, not a curated record. NCBI's taxonomy places the organism in Eukaryota, Viridiplantae, Streptophyta, Magnoliopsida, Fabales, Fabaceae.